This is a messenger RNA of Lachnellula hyalina, 606 nucleotides long. RefSeq names its product Actin-related protein 2/3 complex subunit (gene ARC15). The transcript has 3 exons. Gene Ontology annotation, biological process: regulation of actin filament polymerization; Arp2/3 complex-mediated actin nucleation. NCBI's taxonomy places the organism in Eukaryota, Fungi, Ascomycota, Leotiomycetes, Helotiales, Lachnaceae. Gene Ontology annotation, molecular function: actin filament binding. The coding region runs from base 1 to 606 and encodes 201 amino acids. The record is from RefSeq and is a predicted model, not a curated record. Gene Ontology annotation, cellular component: actin cytoskeleton; Arp2/3 protein complex; cytoplasm.
AUGUCUAUAAUCCAGCAAAUCUCUACUGCUUCCCUCUCCGACAACUGGCGUACAAUCAACAUUGAUGCCCUCGAUCCGGAAUCCUCCUCCAACUUCGACACCACCACCCUCCACCCGGCAUUCGCUCCGGUCUCAGACGCCGAGAUUCGCAAUGUGGGACAGCAGGUUAAGCAGUUAUUAAGAGGUGGAGAUGCAGAGGGGGCGCUGAGAGGCGCCUUGGAAAGUGCGCCCUAUGGAGGAGAUGCUGGGGUAAAGGAAGUGCAUCUGCAGACUGUGACUGAAGUCUUGCAGUCGAUUAAGGCGUCAGAUAUGACUCCUAUGCUGCAGCGAAUCUUCAAGACCGAGGGUGGCAGCGACGCUCUGGAUGUUUUGAUGAAGUACUUAUACAAAGGAAUGGGCGCCUCCUCAGCUCGCGGUCUCUCUCGAGGUUCAACCCUCACACCGCAAAGCACCGGUGCCGGAUUUUCACAAAUGGGCGGCCGACCACCUGCAAACGAGAGCAGCGGUUCGGCAAUGAGCGUCCUACUGUCGUGGCAUGAGAAGGUUGUGGACGUUGCUGGUUUGGGAUGUGUUGGACGAUGCAUGACGGAUUGGAGAAAAGUCUAG